AUGGAAUUUCAGAUUUCAAUAUGGUGCUCACUGCAGCUGAAAAAAAUGCGCCGUUAUCGCCAAAAAAUUAAAGAUAAUCCCCAAAAAUAUGAACAACAGAAGAAAAAAGACCUACAACGCAUAAAAACUAAAAGAAAGAAAAUAUCACAACUCGAUGAUGCCGAUAAAGAUAAAAUAAGAAAACAAUGGCGAGAUCAAAAAAAGAGGCAAAGAAAAAAUAAAAAAAUAAACAAAAGUAAUGAGAACCAAGAUAAAGACAACGAAAACAUUGAUAGGGAUGGAGUAUCAUUCAGGGAAAAUUCGCUCAGCAGAAAAAGUCGAGAGUCAGAUUCGAGUUUAAAGUCAAAAUUGAAAUACAUGAAAAAAAAGUGUUACAUAUUAUUAAAAAAAAUUGAACAAUCUCAAAAAAACGAACAAUCACUGCAAAGAAUAAAAGAGAGGUUGAAAAAAAGAUUGUAUAGACAAAAAAAUGCCAGUGAAACUAUAAUUAAAAACCUGAAACUCACUAUCGAUAAUAUGAAAGCGCGCGAAGAAAUUUUAGAAGCUGCUUUAAAAAAGACGUAUAAGAAUUGCAAGAAACAAGCAGAAAAGAGAGUACUGAAAGGGAUAGUAGAAAACGCUGAAGUAAAAACUUUCGUAGCUAAAUUAAUGGGUUUAUCAGGAAGAACCAAAGACUUGGGAUGUUUUUGUGGGUCACAAAGGGGUUUAUGUUCAUGUUACGAACCAAAAAUCCACAAAUUCGAAUGUCCUACGACAGAAAAUAGAGGCAUUGAAGCAGCUGAUACAUUAGGUGAUAUUGAACCAUCAGAUUUAAUGAAUGUGGAUGUUGAGAUAAACCUUGAGGAACUGUCAGCGAUGAAUGAUGUAAACUUUUCAUCAAUUGGUGAUCUCACAAAGCCAAACCAAACUAACUCAGCGCUUGAAAAUGUGGACGAGGACUUUUCUUUCAUUGGAGAUUCUUCGAAACCAAAUACUAUCAAAGCCAACUCAUCGAUGGACGAGGUAAAUAGUUGUUCAAACGGAAACACUGGUAAGCCCAAUAUUAGCCAAGGCGAUUCAGCGAUGGAUGACGUGGACUUCCUUUCUGUCGGAAAGGUCAAAACGCAAAACAAUGGUGACAUUGUUAUUGAAGUCGUGGACAACACAAAGACUGCAAAAGAUAAGAUGAGCGUUAAAGAGUCAACAGUGAUGGAUUAUCUGAACAUUUCAUACACAAAUUCUACAGCUGAUAAUAAGCCGAAUGUUUUCAAAACUGACUUGGUAAAUGACAUUCAAAUGUUGGACCAAAAUACCACCAAUGAUGAGAUUAUUGUAGAGGAAACAACUGUAAUGGAACGUCCACAUAUUUCCCCUACACAUCCCGCGGAUUACACACAGACAAAUGCAGUUAGCCAAGCCGAUUCAUUUAAAGAGAAUUUAAGUACUAUGAGGAAGAUCCCAUGUAUUGUCGACCUAACCAUUCAUCCUUUGGAGAUGAAACUUACUUAUAAGCCUAAAAAAAGGUCUAGCAGCAGCGUGUUAUGUGUUUCGCAACCAAAAGUGAAGAAAAGUAUUGAAGAAGAAAUAAACUCGAAAAAUAACAGCAAACCAUGCACUUCAAAAAGCUUGCGAAAAAGUACAGUUUCUAUUUUGAGUAAUGUUUCUGUUGAUUUAAAAUCUAAAACCGAACAAACGAGAUUACCGAAACAAUCAAAAGGAUUAAAGAUGAUUGUGAAACGCGCAUUUACAUGUUACAGUUGCAAUGGUCCUCUCCUCUCGAAUUGCAUUACUAAAUGGGCAACAGAUUUUAAGAGCUCUACCUUAGAAGAGAAAGUCAAAAAAGCAGAACUUAUUUUUUGUGCUAUGCUAGUGGAAUACAAUUUACCGUUUCUAUUAAUGGAUCAUUUGAGCGAAAUUAUCUCAAAAUGCUUUCACGAUUCUGAAAUUGCCAAGUCAUUUUCCUGCAAGAGAAUUAAGCAGCAGCGGCAACCUAUAAUUUUUAAGCCAGAUCUAGAAGCAGAGAUGCUUGCCGAUUUAAAAUCAUGUAAAAACAUAAAAAAUCGUACACCAAUAUUUUCCUUGGCUAUAGGUGAGACCACAGAUGUUACAACCACAUUAACGCUUGCAGUUGUUACCAAAUAUUAUUCCGAAAACUGCUUCAGAUAA
This is a messenger RNA of Parnassius apollo (apollo), 2145 nucleotides long. NCBI's taxonomy places the organism in Eukaryota, Metazoa, Arthropoda, Insecta, Lepidoptera, Papilionidae. The record is from the annotation of a GenBank genome assembly.